Penicillium crustosum is the source of this 924-nucleotide messenger RNA. RefSeq lists its product as uncharacterized. The record is from RefSeq and is a predicted model, not a curated record. The transcript has a single exon. Lineage: Eukaryota; Fungi; Ascomycota; Eurotiomycetes; Eurotiales; Aspergillaceae. The coding region runs from base 1 to 924 and encodes 307 amino acids.
AUGAUGGCUUAUUUCUGGGUCUCUAUUGUCCUAUUAAUUCCACGGGCUCUAGCAGUCCUUACUGAAUCCAUAGCAAGUUCUGCUACAGUCACUACCUCUACUGCCGCGGCACCAAGCUGUACAUCCUCCCUCAUCGCCAGUCUCUGCAGCUACUCGAAACCGGGCCCAAACUUUGCCGUCGCCAGCGACAGUAGGGCCUCCUGCUGGGACUACUGUAAUGCCCACCCUCCCUGCAACUUUGUUAUCUUCGUUGCCGGCAACCCUUACACGGGCACCGGCACGUGCUGGUUGUACCCUGGUGAAACGUUCGAUGCGAGUAAAGGUAGUUCGGAUUGUGCCAAUCCCAGCCUGUUCGCCUACAGCCAGCCCGUGUGUGCUGGCGGGAGCGCAACCACCACUGCUGGCGCCUGCGCCGCCACCGCGACCCCCUCUGCUAUUGCCUCGGUCUGCGGGUACCCGGCGCCUGGUGACUGCUUUAACGAUUGCAUUGCUAGUACGGGUGCAUCGAGCUGCUUGAGUCAAUGUGCAGAGGCCGAUUCCUGCAGCUAUGUCGUCUUUAAUCCGCAUAAUCCAAGCAACUCGCCGUAUGCCCCGGGCAAUUGCUGGAUCUUUCCGAACGGCACAUUUAACGCUGGGUCUGUGACCACUUGUAGUGGCGCCCCUGAGCAGUUUGUGUAUAACAACUUGUGUCCCAAGCCAUCGUCCUCGCUUUUAUCAUCUGCUACGGAACGCUCUAGUGGCAACGGAACUGCAUCGACAACUCCGGACUCCACUACUAGCGCCGGCACGGGCUCUAAUGGCACUGAAACCGCAGUUAAUACUACGGGCUCAACUACUACCAGUGAGAAUUCUGCGCCUGUCGGCCUCUCGCCUACUAAUGCAUUAACUGUAUGCAUGGCUAUAUUCAUAUGGCAUGCCCUUUAG